CAGCAGACCAGUCGAAGACCCCCUCCUGAGUCGUAAGACUUGCCGGGACAUCAAGAUGCCUGUGUUUUAAUGAACUGAGUGUUUUUCCUUAUACCGACAGCAGAAUUAAUCAUGGUGGCUGCCUGUACGCAGCGAGCACGCCACGGGCUUCAGUCAUGGCUCUGCUCUUCGCGGUUUCAGUUUUAGUGUUGGUAGGAGUGAAUAUAUGCGUUCUGGCAGCACUGCAAGAAGUGGAUUCAACCGCAGCCUCUAAAGGUGUGAACUACCCACACAAAAGGCAGGUGGGGGAUGACCUCUGCUUCAUUCCAGAGACCUUGACCAACGGAUUGUACUCUAGCCAUGAGCGGAGAUGCCCUCCAGGCGAUAACAGUGCUUCAUGCCGCUUGGUGCCGGGGGUGCCAGUCAGUGCCGGAUGGAUCAUCCAGUACCGAUGCCAUCCUGGCUUCCGACUCAAUACCACCCGAGUGGCUUCCAUCUGCCUGCAACGUCAGGGUGGGGCAAGGUGGCUACCACCUCUUCCUUCUUGCCUGGGUUUGUACCUUCAUUUGAUCAUCUACUUUUUACAGAUAUGAAU
Messenger RNA from Homalodisca vitripennis (glassy-winged sharpshooter), 574 nucleotides. RefSeq lists its product as uncharacterized. The transcript has 3 exons. The coding region runs from base 156 to 572 and encodes 138 amino acids. The record is from RefSeq and is a predicted model, not a curated record. NCBI's taxonomy places the organism in Eukaryota, Metazoa, Arthropoda, Insecta, Hemiptera, Cicadellidae.